This is a messenger RNA of Closterium sp. Naga37s-1, 1686 nucleotides long. Lineage: Eukaryota; Viridiplantae; Streptophyta; Zygnematophyceae; Desmidiales; Closteriaceae. The record is from the annotation of a GenBank genome assembly.
AUGGAGGCUGUCGCACUCGCUCCUCGCGUGCCAGUUGCGCUUUCCCAGCGAAAAGCUGUCGCAGGAGCUUCGAGCCAGCGUGCUCGCUCCCUCGCAGCUCCCCAGCAGCAGCGCUGGCGAUGCUUGUCUUCCUCGUCGUCGAGCGUCGCAGGAGUGUCGCUCCUGAAAUCCGUCGCACAGGCACGCAGUGCUAAGACCGGAAAGGCCUCGGCGUCUCGUCUGGUAGUACAGGCAAAGGACGAGUCUUUCGAUUAUGAUCUUAUCAUUAUCGGCGCUGGCGUCGGUGGUCAUGGCGCUGCUCUGCACGCCGUCGAGCAGGGCCUGAAGACGGCCAUUAUCGAGGGUGACGUUGUGGGAGGCACAUGCGUGAAUCGCGGGUGCGUGCCGUCUAAGGCGCUUCUCGCCGUCAGCGGUCGCAUGCGCGAGCUCAAGGACGAGCAUCAUCUCAAGUCGCUCGGUAUCCAGGUCGCAGCAGCGCAGUACGACCGGCAAGCGGUGGCAGAUCACGCGAACAACCUGGCUGCGAAAAUCAGAGGCAACCUAACCAACUCGAUGAAGGCCAUUGGUGUCGACAUUCUCGAUGGCUUUGGCUCCCUCGUCACCCCUCAGAAGGUGAAGUACGGCAAGCCGGGCGCGGCGGAGAAGACAGUGACGGCGAGAGACGUGAUCAUCGCCACCGGCUCCACGCCCUUCGUGCCCCCUGGCAUCGAGGUCGACGGCAAGACGGUGUUCACGAGCGACGAGGCCCUGAAGCUGGAGUGGAUUCCCGACUGGAUCGCCAUUGUGGGCAGCGGUUACAUUGGCCUCGAGUUCAGCGACGUGUACACCGCUCUGGGAGCUGAGGUGACGUUCAUCGAGGCCUUGGACAUCAUCAUGCCGGGGUUCGACCCUGAGAUUGGCAAGCUGGCGCAGAGGGUGCUCAUCACCCCGCGCAGCAUCGACUACCACACGGGCGUGCUCGCCAAGAAGAUCACCCCUGCUCGGGACGGCAAGCCAGUGCAGAUCGAGCUGGUGGACACCAAGACGCGGGAGUACAAGGAGACGCUCGAGGUCGAUGCGGCUCUGAUUGCCACUGGCCGGGCGCCAUUCACCAAGGGUCUUGGUCUUGAAAAUGUGAAUGUUACCACAAACCGUGGGUUCGUGCCUGUGAAUGAGACCAUGCAAGUGCUCGACUCUGAGGGCAACGUGAUUCCCCACCUGUACUGCAUUGGUGACGCGAACGGCAAGCUGAUGCUGGCGCAUGCGGCGAGUGCGCAGGGCAUAUCGGUGGUGGAGAACAUAAAGGGCCACAGCAACGUGCUCAACCACCUCUCUGUGCCCGCUGCCUGCUUCACCCACCCCGAGAUCAGCAUGGUCGGCCUCACAGAGCCCCAGGCACGCGAGAGGGCAGAAAUAGAGGGCUUUGAAGUGAGUGUGGCCAAGACAAGCUUCAAGGCCAACUCCAAGGCGCUGGCAGAAAACGAGGCAGACGGCAUGGCUAAGAUGAUCUACCGCCCAGACACUGGGGAGAUCCUGGGCGUGCACAUUCUGGGGCUGCAUGCAGCUGACCUGAUUCACGAGGUCUCCAACGCCAUGGCCACCGGCCAAACCCUCAAUGACAUCAAGUUCGCCGUCCAUGCCCACCCAACUCUCUCCGAAGUCAUUGAUGAGCUUUACAAGAGCGCCAAGUAUGGAGCGCAUGCCUAA